CCUUUAAUCUUAUCUGAAUUUACGGCGCCGUGGCGCCUUCGUCUUCCCCCCAGGUGGAUCAUUCUUUACAGGCAUGUGCGGCCGGCACGUGCCGCGAUGGAGCCGCGUCUGCUCGUUUACCGGCUGCGCACGUGCACUAACCUCAGACAGGUGAAGCAGGUGCACUCUUUCUUGGUCGCGUCCGGCGUGCAGGAAAAUUUCGGGGGAGCUAUGGUGUUGAAGAUGGUCGAUAUGGGCCUGCUGGAAUAUGCGCAGCAAGUAUUCGACGAAAUUCGUCAGCCAAAUGUGUUCGUGUCCAACUCGCUGCUUUCUGGUCUUUCAUGGUCGGGAUUGAAGGAGAAAGCAGUGAGGUGCUUCGUGUCGAUCCACCGUAAGGACCACCUGCUCAAUUCAUUCUCGUUUUCGCCUGUUUUGAAGGCGUGUGCGGCGAUUCCGGAAGUGCAUGCAGGAAAGCAGAUACAUGCGUUGAUAGUUAGAAUGGGUUUCGGCUCGAACGUGGUCGUCCGAACGGGAUUAGUCGAUUUCUACGGGAAGCUAAGGGAUAUGGAUUCCGCUGAGUGCGCUUUCAAUGAGAUAUUGUGGAAGGACGUGGUCUCUUACAACGCAUUGAUAUCUGGGUUCUCGAAGAAUGGAAGAAUGGAGGAUGCUCGUCGAGUGUUUGAUGAAAUGCGGGAGAGGAAUGUGGUGACUUGGAAUGCGAUGAUAUCUGGAUAUAUGCAUAAUGGGAAGCACAUGGAGGGAAUGGAAAUGUUCGAGCGCAUGUGUGUUGAAGGAGUGGAGCCAAGUGAAGUCACUUUGGUGACGGCAUUGUCUAUUGCUGCUAAGCUUGGAGAUCUGGAAAGGGGUCAGAGGAUUAAGAAUUUCAUUGACGACAUUGGAUUCAAGAUGAGCAUGAUUUUGUCAACUGCGGUCAUGGAGAUGUAUGUGAAAUGUGGGUCGGUAGGUGAAGCGCGCAAAAUAUUUGAUGCAACUUCUGAGAGGGAUGCUGUUUUUUGGACUACCAUGAUUGCUGGAUACACACAGAAUGGGCAGUUUGAUGAAGCUAUCAUGCUAUUUGAUCAAAUGAAGGAAGAGAAAGUAAAGCCCAACGAGGUUACACUUGUUAGUGUGCUCUCUGCAUGUGCUCGCUCUGGAUCUGCAGACGUUGGUGACGAGUUGGGGACUUACUUAGAGAGUGAAGAUAUGAGCUCCAGUGUGUUUGUUGGAUCUGCAUUAGUGGACAUGUAUGCGAAAACUGGAAAGAUUGUAAAAGCUAGGCAAAUGUUUGAUAAAAUUACUCAUCGAGAUGUUGUAUCUUGGAAUGCCAUGAUUGGAGGACUUGCCAUGCAUGGGCUUUUCAGCGAUGUGGUCGAGCUAUUUGGACAGAUGCGAGAAUUAGCAAUUGAGCCCAACGAUGUAACCUUUGUUGGGUUGCUAACUGCUUGUGUGCAUGCAGGUCUAGUUGAGAUGGGCUGUCGAAUUUAUGACUUCAUGGAAACUGAUUUUGGGAUCAUUCCUCAAAUUGAGCAUUGUGCUUGCAUCGUUGAUCUCUUCUGCCGGGCUGGGCUGGUGAGAGAUGCUUAUGCGUUCAUAAGAAAGAUGGUUCUAAAGCCUAAUGCUGUUAUAUGGGGUACACUGCUGAGUGCUUGCAGGAUCUGCAACGAUGUAAAGUUGGCUGAGUUUGCGGCCAAGGAGCUGAUGAUAUUGGAACCCAACAACUCGGGGAAUUAUGUACUCCUGUCAAACAUAUAUGCAAAUGCUGGCAGGUGGGAUGAUGCAGUGAGGUUGAGGGCCUUGAUGAAGGAGAAAGGAGUACAGAAGAAUCCAGCUUAUAGUUGGAUAGAGGUAGAAAACGUUGUUCAUAAGUUUUUGGUUGGUGACACAUCGCACCCUCAAUCGGAUGAAAUUUAUUGUGCCCUCGAAUGCCUGGGCCUUGCCAUCGAAGAGAGCAAUGAAUAUAUGUCUCUUUCUAGAUGAAUCGUGUUAUAAUAUUAAUAUGCGUUCGGACCCCAUGUGUCUCCCACAAAGCAUCAAGCGAAGAGGUUAGGUACAAUGCAUCUAAGAGAACCCUGAGAUAUUCAAGCUUUAAAGCUCAUUAUUUCGGGUCGACAAGAAGCCGAGGAAUGUAUGGCAUAUAAUAGCAACUAGGAGGUGAAGCUGACGCUCCUAAAGAAUCUCUUGUUUCAUGAAAUCAAUUACACUGUUUUGCAAGCUCCAUUUGCAUAGGCUGUAUCACGCCAACUCAUGUACACUGUUGAAGCAGCAAACGCCAUGGCUUCUAGUCAAAGGGAAGUCGCCACUAGAGUUCUUCAAAGGUAAACUCUUGCUUUAGGAUCAUCAACAGACACAGGAUUGGAGUAGUCGAACUACAAACCAGGUGCUUGAGGUUGCAUUUAUUGCAAUGGUGUCAACAAAGUGCACAGGUAAUGCAAGGUCUUACAGCAGGUUGGAAUUAGUAUGUGUUCAACAGAGAGAGAGAGAGAGAGAGCACGUCCGGAAAGUGCCAAAGAUAUGAUGCCGAAGAAGUUAUUGCUUUGCCUUACCCAAAUGAGCCAAAAGCGUUGGAAAAGUUGAAAGAAAUUGAAUGCUUAUCUCCUUCUAGGUCUCCACAAUUUGGUAGACUGUGCUGAAAAUUCUUUUUUUGGAUAGGUGAAAGGGAAAAACCCCCCUUCAGAACCGUAGGUUAGCUGGCCUUCGGUUGGUGAAACCUUUGGUGUCUCUUUCUUGCUAGAGAGUACAUAUAGCUCCAACCUUGUGGGAUGGGAUGCUAUAUUUCUACUUGGAUCACUUAUUCAGAGACUAGAGUCCAGCAGAUUUGCAGUGAAGGAACGCUACCAGCUCUUGUAUGAGUAAACCUCUUCCCUCGUUGCUGUGAUCAAAGCCCUCGUGAUCGAGGCUUUCUUGCGGAAGGUUUACUUGUUAUCAGGUGUGGAUCAUUCUCUUGAGAAAAUCCCAGGAGAUCUUAGUGUAUGAGAAAGCUAAAGAAUAUGGCAUACUGUAUAGAAUAUCAAAGACUUGUUACUGCAGAAAUACUUGAUAAACUGUAAUGUUGAAAAUCAGGAAAACGUUUUGUAUCAGGACGCAAACACUUUCCAGUCCGAGCUCUAACAUCUAUAAAAAUGAAAUGUA
Molecule: messenger RNA, 3108 nt
Organism: Nymphaea colorata (pocket water lily)
Lineage: Eukaryota; Viridiplantae; Streptophyta; Magnoliopsida; Nymphaeales; Nymphaeaceae
Product: pentatricopeptide repeat-containing protein At1g08070, chloroplastic-like
Exons: 3
Coding region: 97-1956 (619 amino acids)
Biological process (GO): RNA modification
Molecular function (GO): RNA binding; protein binding
Source: RefSeq, a predicted model, not a curated record